Messenger RNA from Egretta garzetta (little egret), 419 nucleotides. RefSeq names its product ribosomal protein S17 (gene RPS17). The transcript has 4 exons. The record is from RefSeq and is a predicted model, not a curated record. Lineage: Eukaryota; Metazoa; Chordata; Aves; Pelecaniformes; Ardeidae. The coding region runs from base 1 to 375 and encodes 124 amino acids. Gene Ontology annotation, cellular component: ribosome. Gene Ontology annotation, molecular function: structural constituent of ribosome. Gene Ontology annotation, biological process: translation.
AUGUGUUCCUUGCUGGUGCAGGCUGUGGGGUCGCUAGUGUUGGAGCAGCAGGAGAAGCUGCAGGCGGGAGGGGGGAGGAGGGAGGCGUGGGUAAGCCCCGGACGGUGCUGUCUCCCCCGCAGGUAUGUCACCCACCUGAUGAAGCGUAUUCAGAGGGGACCCGUCCGAGGUAUCUCCAUCAAACUGCAGGAGGAGGAGAGGGAGAGGAGGGACAACUACGUCCCCGAGGUCUCUGCCCUCGACCAGGAGAUCAUCGAAGUGGACCCAGACACCAAGGAAAUGCUGAAGCUCCUGGAUUUCGGCAGCCUGUCCAACCUGCAGGUGACGCAGCCCACAGUAGGGAUGAACUUCAAAACGCCCCGAGGAGCUCUCUGAGUCGGUCGCUGUGUGUCACAUUUCCAAUAAACGUGGGGAAACCA